Molecule: messenger RNA, 3225 nt
Organism: Saccoglossus kowalevskii
Lineage: Eukaryota; Metazoa; Hemichordata; Enteropneusta; Harrimaniidae
Product: sorting nexin 2
Biological process (GO): early endosome to Golgi transport
Cellular component (GO): endosome; endosome membrane
Molecular function (GO): phosphatidylinositol binding
Source: RefSeq, marked validated
AUGGCGGAUGAACCACCACCCCUCUUCCCUGAAGACGAGAAAAUCGAAACACAAGAAGAGUCUGAUGAUAUUUUUCAGGAAGUACAGGAAGAAGCAACACAGGAAGAAAAAGGCAGUGAUGAACAUGAAGAUCUGUUUGCAGGUGUAGGAGAGGAGGUUUCUCUAGACGAUACACCAGCAGAACAAGAACCUGAGCCAGAGCCAGAGCCACAGCCUGAACCACAACUAGAACCAUCCAAUAUCGCCCCGGAAGCAAUACAUCCACCAACGGCAGUUUCAGUGUCACCAGUAGCUGCGAUAAAAACAAAGGAUGAGAUUAAAGAAGAAGAAGGCGGAGACAAGUAUGAAAUUGAAAUCACUGUUACAGAUCCCCAGAAAAAAGGCGAGGGAAUGAAAGCAUACAUGGCAUAUAAAGUUGCUACCCGGACAAGCAUGGCAUUGUUCAAGAAACCAGAAUUCUAUGUGUGGAGAAGAUUUAGUGACUUUCUGGGUUUGCAUGAAAAGUUGGUACAGAAACAUGCCCACCAAGGGCAUAUAGUGCCUCCUGCACCUGAGAAAAGUCUAGUUGGUAUGACACAAGUGAAAGUCUCCAAAGAUGAGAGUGGGAACACAGAAUUUGUUGAGAGAAGACGAGCGUCUUUAGAACGAUACUUAAAUCGCACUGCUGCUCAUAAGCUACUACGACAGGAUCCUGAUUUCAGGGAUUUUCUUGAGCGUGAUGAGCUACCACGUGCUACAGGUACCUCUGCUGUCAGUGGUGCUGGUGUCAUGAGAUUGUUUAACAAAGUGUCGGAUACAGUAUCAAAAAUUACAUCCAAAAUGAAUGAAUCAGAUCAGUGGUUUGAAGACAAGAGUCAACAGAUUGACAGCCUUGACCAACAGCUAAAGAAAUUGCAUUCUAGUGUUGAAGCAUUGGUAAAUCAUAGGAAAGAUCUUAGUACUGCUACUGCAACUUUUGCAAAGAGUGCUGCAACACUCGGCAAUGCUGAAGAACAUACAGGCCUGUCACGUGCACUGGCUCAGCUGGCUGAAGUGGAAGAGAAGAUUGAACAGCUCCAUCAAGAUCAGGCCAAUACAGACUUCUUUGUUUUAUCAGAGUUACUAAAAGAUUAUAUAAGGGUUUUCCGUGAACGUGAAAAAGCCUUCCACACAUGGCAGAAUGCACAAACCACACUAAGUAAGAAACAAGAACAAGAAGUCAAAUUACAAGCAAGUGGUAAACAAGAUAAAGUGGCGCAGAUACAAGAUGAAAUCAAAGAUUGGGAGAGAAAGGUUGACAAUGGUCAAGAAGACUUUGAAAGAGUUUCCAAAACAAUCCGUAAAGAAAUUGAAGCGUUUGAGACACAACGUGUACAAGAUUUCCGCUCUGUCAUAGUCAAGUACUUGGAAACAUUAAUGGACUCACAACAACAGCUAAUCAAGUAUUGGGAAGGUUUUCUUCCUGAAGCCAAAGCUAUAGCAUAAACUAUAUUAUACCAACAGUCUGCAUUUACCAGUUUUAUUUUACGUUGUGCUGAUUUAAGUCCAAUCCUAGUUGUAUGAGCAUGACCAAGGUGACAAAGCAACAAUGAUGUGUAGUUCAAAUUCCAAAGGUUUCAAAACCAGUGCAUCAGAAUUUGUAUUAGAAAUGUCUGGGAGUAUGAUUUGUAUUAUUUAAAAAUGGUAGAAGGGGUUUUGAAUUAUGGCAUCUUUCAGGAGGGUAUCAUCUAAAACUUUUUUUGAUUGUGUGAUUAGAUCAGUGUAUUGACAAUCCAGCAAAUAUCUGCUAUUUUGAGUUGUCUAACUUUUGAUUGGUUUUAAAUUCAGUUGUAAUUUUAUGUAAACAUGCAAGACUCGUGUGGGACUCACUUGAUUCAAUAUUAUCAUGUAUAUAUGAUAGCAUAACCAGUUUGAUUUAAAUGUAAGAGAUCUUCAACGAAUCAUUGUGGUUCUCUGUAGUUGUUGUAAAUGCUGUCAAACUGUUUUUUUAAUAUCAUGCAGUCAGUCGUAUCGAAUAUGCCAUAUUGUGCUUGGUUAUUUUGAACCAGAAUCUGUAAUGUAAUACCAAGAUAUAACAUGUUCUUGUGUAAUAAUGGUGACUAGAAAUGAUCCAUCUUCUUUGAGUCCCAGAAUUACAAUUUUCUUGAGUAUGACACCACAAUAUGCAGUUAAUGUGACUUGUUUUGAGAACUCAACAUUGUAACAAAAUUCUUUUCUGAAUCUGGUUGAAAUUUAAAAGCAGAUGAAAGAUACCUGUCAUACGUAUGGCAGCUUUCAACUUUCUGUCAGCAGUGUAACAGAAAAGACAUUGUUAUUAUUCUAGCAUUGUGUUUACCAUGACAAUAGUCAUCACACUAUCAUAACCAUGUCAAUGUUUGCUCACUUUCUUCAUCAUAAAUGACUUCAAAAUUGUAUUUGUUUUGUCAAACAUUUUUCCCCCGAGUAGUUACCAAAGCAGUAUGUAGUGGGCAUUUUUACUGUUUGUUGUUUCUCACAUACUGCCAUAUAAGGGUACCUUUCGCACUACUUCACAUGUUAAUCCACUUGUUUUUGUCAGAAAUAUUGAAAACUGUAUAUCAAAAUCUAUAGAUGGUAUCAGAUUUUGUGUUCGUCUAAAAUUGUAGGAAGCGUACAUAGUAUUUACACCAUUCCAAGUGCGCUGCAUCAACUAGUGAUGAAUCGUUGAUGGUUCUGUAAUCGUUCUUCAUUUAAUAUAGAUCUCAAAAACAAACUUUUAUAGUAUGAAUCAUUUUAACAUUUAUGUCACCGCAGUGCGCAUUUGCUAGGGAGCAGAUCUUACUGGAAAAGUCUGAAAAAAUCCGAUGGUAAAGAAUGCAACCGUGCUAUGCAAUGAUUUACUAAUACCGGUAGUUAACACCUUUCAUUAUUAUGUAGCAUCCACACGAUGCAAAUUGACUCAUAUAGCGGACCGCCUAUUAAGUUUUGAUCACAGUUUUUGUACUUUCAUCACCAAUCUCAAUGAAUAAAAAUGGUAAAGUCAGAAACAAGUUGUCAUACUACAAUAUUGUGGCUUAAGAUAUUUUGUCUUUAUGAAAAAUAUACAAUCGUUGUAUUUUAAUGUCUGUGAAAGGUUAAAAAUUGAAAUGUAGUAAAUCUGAUGUAUAAAAAAAAUUAAGUUGCUGUUUUAUAUCUCUCAUUUCAGGCAAAAUAAAUGUUGUCUCAUGAUUCUGUGUGUGUAUUAUCCAUACAUGCACAUUUUGAACGUCUGAUGAGAUUUUGCAAACU